GCGGCUGCAGUUUGGCGAGGCAGUUCCGGGGUGGCGCGCGUCGUCCCGGAACUGAGCGAGCCGGUGUUGGAGUUCCAGGCGCGGGGUCGAGCAUGUCCGGGCGAGGCAAGCAGGGCGGUAAGGUGCGCGCCAAGGCCAAGUCGCGCUCGUCGCGCGCGGGCCUGCAGUUCCCCGUGGGCCGCGUUCACCGGCUGCUGCGGAAGGGCAACUACGCGGAGCGCGUGGGCGCGGGAGCGCCCGUGUACCUGGCGGCGGUGCUGGAGUACCUGACGGCCGAGAUCCUGGAGCUGGCGGGCAACGCGGCGAGGGACAACAAGAAGACGCGCAUCAUCCCUCGUCACCUGCAGCUGGCCAUCCGCAACGACGAGGAGCUCAACAAGCUGCUGGGCCGUGUGACCAUCGCGCAGGGCGGCGUCCUGCCCAAUAUCCAGGCCGUGCUGCUGCCCAAGAAGACGGAGAGCCAGAAGGUGAAGAGCAAGUGAACCCGACAGACGGGUGCAGAGCCCGCCCGCCACAGUCCGCAGCCAAUAAAGUCGGUGAAAAGCGAGUAAUCUAGAGAGCUGUGUAGUCGCGGGACCGAGGGGGUGUUGGGUGGGGACGAGUUCCAACUUUGAGCGUGACGCAGGCCACCUGUGUGGCCAUGUGCGAGCCGGAGGAACCCAGCGGGUGGAUUGGGAGAGCCCCGUCGCAUCACCGUGGGCAGGAGAAGCGGACCUAGUGCCCAGAGGCUACUCUGGAAUUGGCUUUGCCUAACUCCCCAGUCUUAGGGAAAAGUGGUAGGGAAGGUGUUGCGAGCUGUGAACAAGAAGUUGCCUCGCUUGUCAUACAUAGGAAGGUUGAGCUAUAUGUACCCUAGCCAUUUGGAAAAGACAGGAACUUGGGAUCCUUGGUGGGUGCUAGUUAUUUAUGGUAGUAUUUAAGCUAAUAGAUGUUACGUAUUCGUGAUCUGAAUGCCAGCCAUCUUCACAUUGCACACUUGUGUUCAAUAUUCUUUAUAAUGAAGUAACUUGUGCAAUACGGAAGUGAGUCACGAAGUUUGCGCUCUGGAUGGUGUUGCGUAACAGCGGGGCCCUCGGUCUUAAGUAGUGUAUGUUUAGCAGCUCCUAAAAUGAUCUUCUCUUGGUGCUUGCGGUGGUGUUACCCCUCAUCCCUGCAUUUGGGAAGUAGAACGCCUUUCGUGGCUAGAUAGCGAGUUUGUGGCCGUUUCUGAACUACAUUAGACCGUGUCUCAAAAUAUGUUUCUGUCUCCCCUCGAGUUUUAGCUGCAUGGCAGCCUCUUAUCCAGCACUGAUUCUGAGAAUCAGCCUGAUUUUACUUAAAAGCAAAACCGAUUUUUUUUUUUUUUUUUUAGGGGUGACUGUUAGCUUUCCUGGGAUCAGGUUUCUUCUUUUCCGUAACUGUUGAGUUGGGUGAUGGCGCCUCAAGGAAGGAAAGGGUCGUGUGAGUUAACGUAACGCGGAGAGCCAAACCCCAGGGCCCUGGAAAUGCGAUUCUUGCCUUGGUCAUUCCGUUUCCUGCUCACUCAGUAACCAUCAUUCUGUUAGCAGGAGCCACAAAACAUCCCAUGCUACGGAGGUUUCACUCUGGGUUCUUCCCCUCCACCCCCGGGGGGGAGUCAGAGUUCAAGUCUUCCUCUUCAUUUGCAGUAUUUCCCCUCGAAAUUUAUUUCAUUCCCAGUAUUGGUAUGACGUCUACACCACGUGCUAGUAACUGAGGGUACAGCUGUGAAUGAGGCCAGCUAGGUCUCACUGUCCCGAACACGUGGUCCCCCCCCCAUGGUUUCUGAAGACAGCAAAAAGGACAAAUAAAGAAUAUAUUACAAAUCUG
Messenger RNA from Mus musculus (house mouse), 1827 nucleotides. It is a transcript of the gene H2aj, whose product is annotated as H2J.A histone. Gene Ontology annotation, molecular function: protein heterodimerization activity; DNA binding; structural constituent of chromatin. Bases 93 to 482 code for a protein of 129 amino acids. NCBI's taxonomy places the organism in Eukaryota, Metazoa, Chordata, Mammalia, Rodentia, Muridae. Gene Ontology annotation, cellular component: chromosome; nucleus; nucleosome. The record is from RefSeq and is marked reviewed. The transcript has a single exon.